This is a messenger RNA of Menidia menidia (Atlantic silverside), 1077 nucleotides long. The record is from the annotation of a GenBank genome assembly. Lineage: Eukaryota; Metazoa; Chordata; Actinopteri; Atheriniformes; Atherinopsidae.
AGCCGGCUCAAUCGGCUCUCUGACAGCGAGCGGGCAUCCGGUUCCUGGAUUACUGGAUGGAAAUGUCUGACACAGCCAAACCGGUGACAUCCUUCCUCAUCGAGGACAUCCUGUCCAAUAAGGACGGCGCAGGAUUUCGGGACAAAUGCUGCUUGCCGAAGAUGGAAAGGUGUUCGCAGUGGGGGGAGGAUUCUGAAAAUCUGUCAGCACAAGGUUGUGCUGAGGAGUCAACGUUUGGAAGGCAGACAGAUCCUCUGGACACGUCCUACUCCAGCUCUUCAGAGUCGAGUUUUGCCUCAACAGGGAAACAGAAGCGCUCCCGAGCCGCUUUUACACAUCUGCAAGUGCUCGAACUGGAGAAGAAGUUUAACCACCAGAAGUACCUGUCCGCCCCGGAGAGGGCUCACCUGGCCAGCACCUUAAGACUGACCGAGACCCAGGUGAAAAUCUGGUUUCAGAACCGGAGGUACAAGACCAAACGCAAGCAGCAGACCUCCGAGUUCUGUAAGGACGUGUACAAAGCAGAAGGACUGGGCCUGAGCGAGGAGCUGGUCCGAUCAUCCCUUAUCAGCUCCUUCUGCAAAGCCUAUCAGUACAGACCCUACCUGUGGGACUACAGCGGCACCUGGGGUCCAGUGCUAUGGUGAAAAUGACCUGUGACGUCUUCCGACAACCCAAAGAUUAGGAUUUUUAACUUCAGGCUCAGCGCUCACUUUUGUGUGUCAAUGUUUGCUCUCAUAACUUCAGCAGAGUUUUUUUUUUUUUUAUUCUCACAAACGCAUAUUAUCCUAAAAUCAUCCUGUGUGUUGUGUGGACAUGACGGGGGUUUGAAGAGUGAACGUUACCUCUCUGAACAAAGUUGUGGCACCGUUGAAUAUUUCAUAAAUAAAUUAUUGUUGUUACAGUUCUCUUGUCUUUGAAGCUCAGUGUUGAAUCUCGCUCCCAGCUUUGUUGCAGGGCAUAAAAUGUGUGGAACAUUUUAAAAAAUACACAAAAAAAGGGAUAACAAUGAGAGGAGAUGGCGCUGCGCUCACUGAUGCAACCUGUGUGUAAAUGGUGUGUGUAAAUGGUACAAAA